This is a messenger RNA of Tachysurus vachellii, 3524 nucleotides long. It is a transcript of the gene rubcn, whose product is annotated as rubicon autophagy regulator. Lineage: Eukaryota; Metazoa; Chordata; Actinopteri; Siluriformes; Bagridae. Bases 196 to 2844 code for a protein of 882 amino acids. Gene Ontology annotation, molecular function: phosphatidylinositol phosphate binding. The record is from RefSeq and is a predicted model, not a curated record. Gene Ontology annotation, biological process: negative regulation of autophagosome maturation; negative regulation of endocytosis. Gene Ontology annotation, cellular component: late endosome; early endosome. The transcript is spliced from 20 exons.
AGCCAAUCGUCAGGGCCCAUCCGAAAACGGGUGGACAAAAUAACCCCAAUACGAGUGUAUAAACAGUGCGCAAGCGCAGUGCCGUAAGGCGUGUGUACAUAGACAUUUAGCACCGGAGUCCAGACAUUUGUAUAGAAUUGAACUCGUAUUUUUAUUCUCUCUCUCUCAUAAUGACCGGAUAAUAAACUACAGAAGAUGGAAAUAUGCUCAGAGGCAGAUAGUGUGGAGUUAAGGCGUGAACACUGGAAGCUUCUGUCCAACCUGAAAACGACCGUGGAAGGACUUCUGUCUACAAAUAAUCCCAACGUGUGGUCUCGCUAUGGAGGACUGCAGCGACUUCACAAAGACAUGAGCAACAUCCUGAGUCAUGGCCUCAAACAUGAACAGGUGUACUAUAAGCAGAAGGAUUACUGGCGCUUUGUGUGGUGUCUGCGAUCCAUCAGUCCCAAACUUGCACCUCAUGUAGAACUGUUCAGUCAGAUGGAGCCAGUGUUGAGCAGCAGUGUUCAGUGUGAGAGUGAUAAAGCAGAGCGUUGGCUCCUCCACAGCCUGCAGAGUCACACACUCUCCAUACAACUAAAACCCCUGAUCACACAACACAGCAUGACCCGCAAAUACUAUACAGAUGAGGCGUUUCUUCUGAGUGAUCUGCAUGUGGCAGCCAUGUUUCAGUGUUUGGAGGCGGUUGAACAGAACGACGUACGGAUACUUGCUCUUAUCAACACUACUCGCCUGUUCCACUUGAAGGAGUGUGUUCCUGUUGAUCUGCUCUCCUCUCAGCAGUGUGUCCUGUCUGGAGUUUCCAUACGCACACACACUCCAUCCUGCUCAUUCAGAGACAAGACACAUACUUUGUACACCGAGAGCAGUACAGAUGCAGCAGUGUCUGUAAGUGCCACAGGGGCACCGUGGACAUGUUUGAGCACUGACCAAAGCAUGGUGGACCAAGUGAUGACCCAGAAUUUUCCGAAUGGCUCCACCCAGCCUGUUAACCCUGCCCCCUCAGAGGGCGGGGACUGCGAUGGUGAUGAUGGGCCUGAGUAUCUCGCCAUCGGGAAUCUGGGGAGGCGGAGCCGCAGAGGUUCCAGCAAUUCAGCACAAAGCACAGAGACUGUUCAGAACACAGGCCAUACUCACGAAGCUCCGCCCAUUUCUCAAAGACGCAGCUCCUUCUCUGAUAUGGAAAGGGGAAAGAAACGAAGCAUCAGGGGUCACGCAAGGUCACUGUCUGAUACAGGGGUCAUGCAGAAACACAAACAAGAAUCAGCUGUGGAUGGGCAGACUGUGACUAGUUUCGGGCCUUUCUCCCCUCACAGCAGUGACAGUAGUCACAGUUCUCUCUACAUGGAGGCCGGCGGCCAUCAGUAUAGUGGGUCUGAUGGAUUGUUCCGGAAGCCGUCAGAGGGUCAGAGUUUGAUCAGCUACCUGUCCGAGCAAGACUUUGGCAGCUGUGCAGAUCUGGAGAAGGAGAAUGCACACUUCAGCAUCUCUGAAUCUCUGAUUGCUGCCAUUGAGCUGAUGAAAUGUCAGAUGAGGGUAGAGGAGGCAGAUGAGGAUGGAGACAGUGACUCUGAGAUCCAGCAGCUCAAACAGAGGAUCCAUCUGCGCAGACAGCAGAUCCGCCGCAGCCGCUUCCAGAAGCCCAGCUCCACCCAACACACUCUUCCCUCCACAGACAGUGGUGGAUCAUUGCAGAGUUCGGGGGAUUCUCUGCUUCACACUGACUCUGGAUCAGCUGAUGAAGUGGAGGACCUUUUGCUAAAAGAUGAAGACGCUAAACAGAGUGUAACACUGAGCAGCAGAUCCUUUAUUAUCUCUGAGACUGUGUCUCAUUGGUUGUUGCAGUCAAAUAGUGCUGAAUCCGUUGCAAUGGGGCUGCUGCGUCAGUUUGAAGGUCUGCAGCUUCCUGCUGCCUCUGAACUUGAGUGGCUUGUCCCUGAACAUGAUGCUCCUCAGAAGUUGCUGCCAAUGCCUGACUCCGUGCCAAUCUCUCCCGAUGAUGGCGAACACGCUGACGUAUAUAAACUGCGAAUCCGUGUGAGGGGGAAUCUGGAGUGGGCACCUCCGCGACCUCAAAUCAUUUUUAACAUACAUAAUGCACCUAAGAGGAAAGUGUUGGUGGUAAAGCAGAAUUACAGGUGUGCAGGAUGUGGAACUCGAAUUGACCCAGAUUACAUAAAGAGGCUGCGUUACUGUGAGUACCUAGGCCGGUAUUUCUGUCAGUGUUGCCAUGAGAAUGCAGUUGCUGUGGUGCCAGGACGUGUCUUGUGGAAAUGGGAUUUCAGUAAAUAUUACGUCAGUAACUUUGCCCGAGAUCUGCUGGGAAAAAUUGCCCAAGAUCCUUUGUUCAACCUCAAUGACAUCAACAGUGGCUUGUACAAGAAGGUGAAGAACCUGGAGGCUGUGCGGGUGUUGAGGCUGCAGCUGUUCCACAUAAAGAACCUCUUUAAAACCUGCCGCCUGGCCAAAGAUCUCCUGCAGCACUUUGACUCAGUUCCUGCACACCUAACUGAGGAUCUCCACCUAUUCUCUCUGAAUGAUCUGACGGCCGUGCGCUCUGGCGAACUUGCACCCAAACUGCGUGACCUUGUUCAGGCAGGGUCAGGGCAUGUUGCUUCCUGUGUGCUGUGUCAGGCAAAGGGAUUCGUGUGCGAGUUCUGUGGGAAUGGUAAAGACAUCAUCUUCCCCUUUGAGCUGAACAAGUGCCGCCGCUGUGAGGAGUGCAGUGCGUGUUAUCACCGAUCGUGCUUUAAGAACAAGAGUGUGUGUCCAAGGUGUUGUCGCCUGGCUGAAAGACGAGAGAGGAUGAACAGCACAAACACAGAAGAGGAUGAAGGACAAUAACACGCGCGCACACACACUCACAGAUUUAGAUUAAAUGUGUAAUGUCUAAUGUCUUACUGCAGAUGCUGACUCUGGCCAUUUUGUUAAAAAUCUUUUUUUUUUUAAAUUUCAGAGAUUUUUAUGACACAAAAAAAUCAACGUGUUUAAAUUAUUUACGUGUGUGUGUGUGUGUGUGUGUGUGUGUGUGUGUGUGUGUGUGUGUGUGUGUGUGUGUGUGUGUGUGAGAGAUAUCAGCACUUUGUGUUUUACAUUGAACAGUGUUUAAUCCAGUAACACAGCACUAACGUCUGCUAGUGCAUUGUGGGUAAUAUAAGCCAUUCAGCCCUUUUGUUUAAUCAGGAGUGCAACCCAGUAAAAAUGUUAGCAUGAUGCUAACUAUGAGUGAAAUCAUUGUAGGGUUAUUAACGCACACACAAUUUUUUAUAGAUUCUAGUCUUCAGUCUGUGACUGAUUGCAUAAAUAAACACACUACUGUGUGUGAGUGUGUGUCCAUUAACCUGAUACUAACAUGAACAACGUGUGUGAAUCAGUUUCACUCUCCAUAUCACUCCAGAUUCUGCUCAGUUUAACCUAAUUUACUUUUAACUUAAAAAACUUGAGAUUAAAAUGCACUACUGAGCAACUGUAUAUGAAAAUGAAAUGUCAUAUAUAAAUUUAUUAUUAAAGACAAUCAAAUUGUU